Paramecium octaurelia is the source of this 486-nucleotide messenger RNA. The record is from the annotation of a GenBank genome assembly. NCBI's taxonomy places the organism in Eukaryota, Ciliophora, Oligohymenophorea, Peniculida, Parameciidae.
AUGCAAAACAUUAAAAAGGUAUACACUUUGGUAAUCUUAGAGUAAAUAUAGAUUGAAAGAUGUGAUUGAAGGUAAGACAAGCAACGAUGAAAAAUCAGCCUAAAAAUUUGUUUAGCUUUCGCAUAUCAAAAAGAAUGUUUAAGAAUUCAAUGAAUUGAAAUCAACACUUCAGGAUCGCAAAGUUACUUUUGCUAAAUUUGCAUUUCGAUAACAAGAAUUGAUUGAUGACAAGAAACUAGGUCCAGUCUUGAAAGGAAUAUGCACUAGAACUAGAAUUGGAUCUAUGUAGAUCACCGAGUUAAUACCAAAGUUCGAUCUUUAUAAAUUUCUUAAAUAAUCUCAGUAAUUAUAUACCAACUUAAAAAAGUUUAGAACCUUCCAAAAGAGUUCUAAGAAGGUAUGCUCAUUGGGAAUGGGAUCAAGAACAAGAGGAAAGGAAGGAAGUACCUCCUUCUUAUAAGUUUACCUCAAAAACAGAGUUUGAGU